AGCGUCUCCUGACCUUCGGCCGAGGGGCCGCGAUGGCGCCGGAGAGCGGGGAGGCGGUCAGCGGGGCCCAGCUCAUCGCCGAGUCCCUCAAGGCUCAAGUAAGGGCGAGGCGAGGGGGGCGGCCUACGGCGAGCGCGCAGGGACAGUGCCCGCCGGCCGCGAAGAGCGGAGAAGGGGGAAAAGGGCUUGUUCCGUGGCUUCGUGGGAAGGAAAGGGGUCCCGCCGCACCGGGUCCCAGUGAGGGCGUGAGGCUGUCUCUGUCCGUCACUUAAGAGUCAUAGAAUCAUAGAAUCGUUUGGUUGGAAAAGACUAUCGAGUCCAGCUGUACCUGUGCAUCACUAAAGCACGUCCCUACGCACCCAUUUUCCCGUCUUUUAAACACUUCCAGGAAUGGUGACUGAACCACCUCCCUGGGCAGCCUAUGCCAGCGCCUGAGAACCCUUUCAGUGAAGAAGCUUUUCCUAAUGUCCGAUCUGAACCUCCCCUGGCACAGUUUGAGCUCAUUCCCUCUAAAUCCUAUCCCCUAUCGCCUGGGAGAAGAGACCAACACCCGUCUCGCUACAGCCUCCUUUCAGGUUGUUGUAAAGAGAGCAAUAAGGUCUCCCCUCAUCCUCCUUUUCUCUAGGCUAAACAACCCCAGUUGCCUCAGCCGCACCUCAUAAGGUUUGUUCUCCAGCCCCUGGUGGCCUUUUUGGUAUUAGUUUUCUGCAAAAGUGUAGGAACAUGAGACACCAGGAGGAAUUUUCAGAGGAGGCAAAAUUGACAUGAUGAGAAACAAUGAUGGAGCAGAGUGGUCACAGAAUAUUAAAUAUAUGUUUGGCAUUGUUGGUAUUCCAGUCACUGAAAUCGCAAUUGCAGCACAAGCAGUUGGAAUAAAAUAUGUAGGAAUGAGAAAUGAACAAGCUGCGUGUUAUGCUGCAUCUGCUGUUGGAUAUUUGACUGGCAGACCAGGAGUAUGUCUUGUGGUGUCCGGUCCAGGUUUUUUACAUGCCCUUGGUGGGAUGGCAAAUGCAACCAUCAACUGCUGGCCCCUGAUUGUUAUUGGAGGCUCUUCUGACAGAAAUCAGGAAACCAUGGGAGCUUUCCAAGAAUUUCCGCAGGUUGAAGCUGGGAGGCUGUACAACAAACUGUCUGUCCGCCCAAGCAGCCUGGAAGUUAUUCCUGCUGUUAUUGAAAAGGCUGUAAGAACCAGCAUAUACGGUCGUCCAGGUUCCUGCUAUAUCGACAUACCUGGGGAUUUUGUGAAUCUUCAGGUGAAUAAGAGCUCUGUCAAGUGGGUAGAAUGCUGCCUGCCACCUCCCAUAAGCGCAGCUGAAUGUUCUGCUGUGUCUGAAGCAGUGUCUGUCAUUGCUCAUUCCAAGCAGCCUCUGCUGAUCAUUGGCAAAGGUGCUGCUUAUUCCCGUGCUGAAAACAACAUCAGAAAGCUGGUGGACCUUUGUGGACUGCCUUUUUUGCCUACACCAAUGGCAAAAGGAGUAGUUCCCGAUAACCAUCCAAACUGUGUAGCUGCAGCAAGAUCAACGGCACUGCAGCAUGCUGAUGUAAUCAUCUUGCUUGGUGCAAGGUUGAAUUGGAUUUUGCAUUUUGGACUUCCACCAAGAUUUCAACAAGAUGUAAAGGUUAUUCAGAUCGAUAUUUGUGCCGAAGAGCUGGGAAAUAAUGUGAGGCCAGCUGCAAUUUUAUUAGGUGACAUAAACACAGUGACUAAGCAGCUCUUAGAAGAAUUCAGCAGAAGACCAUUGAAAUAUCCUUCUAAUUCACAGUGGUGGAAGAGGCUAAGAGAGAAAAUAAAUUAUAAUGAAGAAAGAUCAAAGGGAUUGGCAUUACAGAAAUCUCUGCCUAUGAAUUAUUACACAGUCUUUCAUCACAUCAGAGAACUGAUACCAAAGGACUGCAUCUUAGUAAGUGAGGGAGCAAACACCAUGGACAUUGGACGAACUAUGCUUCCAAAUUACUAUCCCCGUCAAAGGCUUGAUGCAGGUACUUUUGGAACAAUGGGAGUUGGACUCGGUUUUGCUAUAGCAGCUGCAAUGGUAGCUAAAGACCAAACACCUGAAAAGCGAGUCAUCUGCAUAGAGGGAGAUAGUGCUUUCGGUUUUUCUGGGAUGGAGGUGGAGACUAUUUGCAGAUACAACUUGCCAAUCCUGAUUAUCAUAGUAAACAACAAUGGGAUUUACACUGGUUUGGAUGCAGAUGCCUGGAAGGAGAUGUUAAAGUUUGGAGAUCCUGCUACAUGUGUGCCUCCCGUUUCUCUCCUCCCAAAUUCACACUAUGAGGAAAUUAUGUCUGCCUUUGGAGGUAAAGGAUACUUUGUUAAAACGCCAGAAGAACUGCAGAAUGCUCUGAAAGCAAGCCUCGCUGACAAGCAAACACCUUGUCUUAUAAACGUAAUGAUUGAUCCACAGUCUGAGAGAAAGAAACAGGAAUUUCCCUGGCUGACUCGUUCUAACUUGUAGUAGAAGAUGAAGAUAAUGGUGGUGCAAGGCAGUGUGUUAAGAAAAACUAAAUUGGUUUCCAGAAGUGGAACUGGAACAACUCUCUUUUACAUAAGCAUCGGAACAAACAGGGAUUUAAGAACUGCUAUUAGAGGAAUCAUUAAAUGCUGAAAUUAAGUAAUUGUACAGUGAACAAGACACGUGAAUGUAUACGUCGCCUUCUAGCGGAUUCUACAGAAACACUGAUGAUAAAAUCACAUACUUUUUCUGUUACUCAGUCAUACACAUAAUAAUUAGUGAGUUAAAAUCUUGAAUGUUUUGGAUGAAGGAAGCGAGCUGAGGGUUUUAUACUGACAGAAACAGAAGUCUUUCAGGGUCUGCAGUUAUAGUAACUUCAUUUUUAACUGACCACCAGCAUGCUACUUCUUAAAGACCUUGUCCUGUGAGGACCAAAACAAAGCAUCUUGUGAAAAAGUGCUGAUUGGCCUCAUUAUGCAUUGAAUCCCAUUGGGUUGAUAGUCACUUGGUAAUUUUACAGGUUGCUUUUUCAACUUCUAUUCAGGUAGAAGUAGCGUAUUAAACAUGCAGACUUACACAAGGCCUAAGUUUCUAUUGCAUUUGGUUUUGUUACCUGAGACUUACAGUGCUUUCAGGAAAAAAAAUCUUAUAUUAUUUUUGGUUUGCUCUUUGAAAAGGCAAUAUCAUCCCUGUAGGCUAAAAACAAGACUAGGUUUAUUAGAGAGAUUUCUACAGUUAACAAAUCAUAGAUCUUUCAAAUCAGAAGCAUUUAAAAAAAAAAAAAAACAAAAACAACAAAAGAACAAAAAAUUGACCAAAACAGACGAUCAAAAAAGUGUUAGGCUGGAGCUUAAUGUUCAGUUUGGCUGGCAUCACAAGACAACCACCAGUGUUCAUGCAGAAUUGUGCAACAUAGUUUCUUCCUAUCAAAUGUACUUGCUGUAUAGGAACUUGGUGCCCAGCUUGCUCUGGCUGUAAUGCAGGGCUAACAUUUAAAGCAGGUCAUGGGCCUGCCUGAAGUUCUGUCUACUCUGUUUCCAUCUGUUGUUGUAUCUGACAAUCUGACUUAGAGCUCAGACUUCAAAAAGGAAGUAAUUCUUUCUCUAUGCUUGUGCCGGGGCCUACAGCAACUACUAUUCAGUAUACUGCGAAGCAGGUUACUUUAUAUUUACAUCUGUUCUUAAAUGCACUGGGAGGAUCCUUAUCUAAAAAGGAAAAUUCCAUUGUCGUUCCGUUGUCACUCUUUUGACCCAAGGAAGAGGAGGAUUAGGUUCGCAGGGGCUUCGCCUACGGUUAGGUUUGUUGAAAAAGCUUGCAUUAUUAGUUUCUUCACUUCAGUUCAGGUCUGGCACGUGGGCAUGGAUUACUGUUAGGCAGAGGAAUGUCUCUGCGCACUCGUGUCUGACACGAGCAAGAGUACUGCAGUCUGGCAAGAGGUACAGCUGCUUGUAACGUGUGUGGGAAUAGACACAUGGCAGUAGGAGUGCUGGGGUCAAGAAGGGUAACGUCCUUAGGAGGGCUAAGACGAGCAAAACGAUAAAAUGGAUAGAAUGGAUACAAUUCGUGAAGGAGUGUGAGGCUGCUGAGAGAGCAAAGGUGUUGUGUUCUCUGGGGUGCUCUGCAAGGCAUGUGGGACAAGGCUGGAGCCUCUAACCAGUUUUGUUUCACUCUUCUUUUUGACUCUCAAAAAAUGAUUUUAAUAUGUUGUAGUAAUUACAAUUCAUUAUGAUGAUGUAAAAUAUCUAUAAGAAUUAUUGCCGGUACUGACCGCAGAGGAGGCCAUUUGCAUUGGGUAAGCAAAUGCAGAAAUUCUUGCUUUAUAUUUGAAAGUUAAUAAAAAGUGAUUUUCAUGCU
Molecule: messenger RNA, 4307 nt
Organism: Cuculus canorus (common cuckoo)
Lineage: Eukaryota; Metazoa; Chordata; Aves; Cuculiformes; Cuculidae
Gene: HACL1
Product: 2-hydroxyacyl-CoA lyase 1
Exons: 17
Coding region: 765-2456 (563 amino acids)
Biological process (GO): fatty acid alpha-oxidation
Cellular component (GO): peroxisome
Molecular function (GO): catalytic activity; magnesium ion binding; thiamine pyrophosphate binding
Source: RefSeq, a predicted model, not a curated record